This is a messenger RNA of Pyrus x bretschneideri (Chinese white pear), 2792 nucleotides long. RefSeq names its product PX domain-containing protein EREL1. Lineage: Eukaryota; Viridiplantae; Streptophyta; Magnoliopsida; Rosales; Rosaceae. Gene Ontology annotation, molecular function: phosphatidylinositol binding. Gene Ontology annotation, biological process: protein transport. The record is from RefSeq and is a predicted model, not a curated record.
AAAAGGGGGAGUGCGUGGGAUCGGUGGAAACGCAUACUGACAGACUCGGAGAAAAGAGAGAGAAGACUUGGCGAUUGGGAAUUUUUGCUACACAGCGGCAGAGGUGACACGCAACGCAACGCAACGCCCGCCCUCCGCCGGCUCUGGUUAGCCGCAUAGUCCAUUCACCUGCUAACGUACGCCAUCGCUUUUGGACUGACGACGAAGCAAAACAAUGGAGGCUCUGCGGACGCCACCUGUCCGUUAUGUUUUGUGAACGAGCAUCGAUUCUCCUCGGCUGGUUCGCCGAUCCGAUCGCCAAAACCCUAGCUUUCUCUCUCUCGCCUUUCCCCAUUUGUUGAGAGAGUGGGCGAUGAUCGAUUUCGAUUCUUAGAGAGAGAAACAGAUAGGGAGUUUUAGAGAGAGAGAGAGAGAGCAUUAUAGGAAGAUCGGAAAAUGCAGAGACGGAGUCCUCCGAGGCACAGACACGAUGGGACUUCGCCGCUGCCGCUUGGGAUGGAUUGGAGUCCUCCUCCUCGGAAAUGGAAUGGACGGGACACAGUUUGGCCACAUGAUCCUCGCACAGGAUGGAGUUAUUGUGUCACUAUUCCUUCGUGGGUUGUCCUUCCAAAGUCAAGAAAUUCAGAUCCCGUAGUGUUCUACAGGGUUGAGGUUGGUGUACAAUCACCAGAAGGUAUUACAACUACACAUGGAGUGUUAAGAAGAUUUAAUGAUUUUCUGAAGUUAUUUAGUGAUCUUAAAAAGGCAUUUCCCAAGAAAAAUCUCCCACCAACUCCACCCAAGGGACUUUUGCGGAUGAAGAGCCGGGAACUGUUGGAAGAGAGAAGGUGUUCGUUGGAGGCUUGGAUGACAAAGCUGCUAUCGGAUAUUGAUAUAUCAAGAAGCAUUGCAGUGGCGUCCUUUCUUGAACUAGAGUCUGCAGCUAGGUCUUCAUUCCAAGAUGCAAGCCAAAACACUUCAGACGCGAGUUCGCUUCAAUCACCUUCCUAUUCUAUCUUACCUGCCAUUGUAGGGAGUUCAUCAAUCACACCAGAUUAUGGAAGUGAUACUGCUUAUGAGACAUCUGAGCUAGGAACACCAAGGCUAGGAAGGAAUGACAGUUCUGACAUUGGUCUCGAAGAUCUGGUAUUGGAUGAAGAUUUAACGAGCCCAAUAGAAAAGCUUGUGAAGUAUGGCAUGACCAAUAUUGAUGAGGGACUAUUCAUGGGACAAACAAUACUAGAGGAGUUGGAAGGCCUUCCUAAGCAUAAAGUGAAUGCUAGACAUGUCAAUAAUGUUGUAGGGAAGGAUACAUAUAAUGGAAAUGCUUCUAAAUCUUCAAUUCUACCUCGUAAUGGAAUGGAACUUUUCUCUGAGCCAGAGCGUAGUAAAGUAUUCAACCAUGCUCGCAAGCUCUCAAAUGAAAGUGUGGGAAGUGAUGCCAGUUCUCUAAGAGGUAGUGAAAUGUCCAACCCUGGUGUUCCAAACUCAUCUGGUGAUGGUUCUCUUGACCAUCUUGGAGGUGCUGAGGUUUCAAGCAUUAUGGAAAUGCUGGGCAACACAGAGUUACAACCUUCAGGUGGCACUCAAAUAGUUCUCCCAUUAGAUCAGCGAAACAAAUUGAACAGGGUUCUCUUGACCAUGCAGCGAAGACUAGUCACAGCAAAAACAGACAUGGAAGAUCUAAUAUCUAGACUCAAUCAAGAAAUAGCAGUGAAAGAUUACCUUGCAACAAAGGUCAAGGAUUUGGAAGUUGAACUUGAAACUACUAGACAGAAGAGUAAAGAGAACCUGCAGCAAGCUAUUUUAACUGAGAGGGAAAGGUUUACCAAAAUGCAGUGGGAUAUGGAGGAACUCCGGCGGAAGUCAUUGGAGAUGGAGUUGAAGUUGAAGUCGGAACAGGACAAGAAGUCAUGUGCAGAGUCAACAAAAGAUUCAUCUGGUCGAGAGAAAGAGAUAUUGCCGCAGGAGUUGGAUCCUUACAAGGAGCAGCUUGAGAAUUUGUCAAAGCGAUGAGAGCUAGAAGCAAAAUCUAAAGCAGAUAUUAAAGUUCUUGUUAAAGAAGUUAAAUCCUUGCGCAAUUCUCAAGCAGGACUGAAGCAUGAACUAAGUAAAUCACUGACGGAGAAAUCUGAAGCUGAGAAGCUCCGCCAACAGGAAAAACAAAUGAGCAAGCUUGCAGAAACUGAGAAAAAAUUGUUGCAUGAAUGCAAAGUUCUUCAUCAGCAACUUCAAGAAUGCAAUAUCAAUUUUCCUGUUGAUGAUUCUUCAAUUCUACCAGAGGCUUCAGAAUUGUUGGAUGCUUCAGACAACCGUAUCAGUCUCUUACUUUCAGAGGCACAACUCUUAGCUCAAGACGGUGUAGCUACUAGUGAAGUUGACAACCUCGAUGAUGAUACGAGGACAACAGACAAUGAGUUAAGGAAGAUUCUGGCAGAAAUUUUUUCAGAAAAUGCUAGAUUACGGAAACAGGUGAACUGUCUCAUACGUCGUGCUCACAAAACGGAUGUCCAAUCUAUGAAAGACGAGGUCCUUGAAGACGAACUUCACUGACGAGUAAGUAGGAAGGUGUCAGGAUGAAUAUUGUAAAUUUUGUCCUUCUUCAAAAGAAAGAAAAAAAAGGAAUAAUUUGGCCACUCGCAUCGUCUCUUGUUUCAUGUAUUUCUUGCUACACGACACUUCAAGCUUGUGGUUACACAUAUACGAGUCUCAAGAAAGUUUGUGCAAUCUCUGGUUUAUCAGAAUGUUGUAUUCUUUUUUUCUGCGAUGGCACCAAUAAACGAAAGAGAUGAAUGGAAAUUAUUAGUGACAAA